This is a messenger RNA of Diuraphis noxia (Russian wheat aphid), 1563 nucleotides long. RefSeq names its product cytochrome P450 4C1-like. Lineage: Eukaryota; Metazoa; Arthropoda; Insecta; Hemiptera; Aphididae. The record is from RefSeq and is a predicted model, not a curated record. Gene Ontology annotation, molecular function: heme binding; oxidoreductase activity, acting on paired donors, with incorporation or reduction of molecular oxygen; monooxygenase activity.
AUGGGUGAUGAAAGAUUGUCAUCACUUGCAAUCUUAUCUAUUAAAAAUUAUAUUGCUGAAAAUUUCGAUUGGACAACAUUGAUGUACGUCAAACUAUCAUCACCCGAACUCAUAAUCUAUUCAACGGUCGCAUUGAUAUUGGCUUUGUGGUUUCAUUGGAGAUGGAAGUAUCGAUAUUUUUUGGAUUUAGCUGGAAAACUUCCCGGACCUCCGUCUUAUCCACUUAUCGGAACCACAUCCAUGUUCACUCACACGUACGACGAGACGAUAGCAAAACUCAAAGAGAACGCCGAACAGUACAAUUACGAGCCAGUGGGGACGUGGAUAGGUCCGAUCCAUUACGUUAGCGUUGUCAAACCGGAAGAUAUACAAAUCGUAUUAAAUAAUUCCCGAGCACUGGAAAAAGGUCAACUGUACGCGUUCCUGAAAAGUUUGCUCGGCGAAGGCUUAUUAACUGCUUCAGUGGAUAGAUGGCGAAAGCAUCGUCGUAUCAUAUCAUAUGCGUUCAAUGUAAAGUUCUUGGAGCAGUUGUAUCCGGUUUUCAAUGAGAAAAAUAAAAUACUCGUAAAAAAUCUCCGAAAAAAUAUAAACUCAACACAACCGUUCGACCUCUGGGAUUAUAUUAUAUCGAGUACUUUUGAUACCAUAUGCCAAACUGCAAUGGAUUACCGUAUAAACGAAAAACAUAAUAAAACCGAAUUUUUAGACCUCAUGACAACGAUCGCAGACGAACUUGUGAAGACCGUCAACAGACCGUACCUGUACCCGAGUUUGUUCUUUUCGAUCUACAGGUCUGUGAGUGGUCUCAGUGAAAAAUUAGAACUGAUCAACAAACUUCCGUUACAAUUGAUCGACGAAAAGAGAAUAGACUUCCGUUCGAAAGUAGUCGAGUCUGAUUUGAAUCCCACGGAUUUCACAGAUGAAAAAAAAAACAAAUUCAAAACGUUUAUCGACACACUUUUGGAGGCCAGCGAAAACGAUCCUGAUUUUACGAACACCGACGUCCGGGAUGAAGUCAUAACGAUGAUGUUCGCGGGCAGUGACACAAACGCUACCACCGAAUGUUUCUGCCUCCUGUUGUUGGCCAUCCAUCAAGACAUUCAGGAUGAAGUGUACGACGAGAUUUACAACGUGGUGGGCGACAGCGACCGCGAUUUGACUCCGGAGGAUACUGCUAAAUUUGCGUAUUUAGAACAGGUGAUCAAGGAAACACUGAGGAUGUAUCCAACUAUAUCGGUGUUCACGAGACAGCUGGUGGAAGACAUCAAAGUCACAAAUUACGUCUUGCCGAGGGGCGCCAGCGUCACGAUAUCACCGAUAGUCACGCACCACUGCCCGCACCUGUACCCAAACCCCGAGGCAUUCAAUCCGGACAACUUCAGCGUGGAGAACGUGGCCAAACGGCACAAAUACAGUUACAUAGCGUUCAGCGGCGGCCCGAGGGGAUGCAUAGGGAGAGAGAAGGUGUGGAAGUCGGUUCCAUUUUGUAACAAGGGUAGAAGGUGUAAGGUUUGCGAGCCCGUAGAUGACGGGCGCGACCUUACGCCAGGAGCUGGAGGWUAG